AAAUGUCUAGUUCAUCUCGUCGUUCAAAUGAAAUUCCGAAGAAGCGUGGCAGAUCAGACGUGACUAAUGGCAGGAGAGAUAGUGACAGAAGUGACAGGCAUAGGUCAGAAAAGUCAAAAGAAGUAUUUACCCCUAAAGCCGAAAAAUCAAAAGAAACGUUGGCGGAGGAGCUCAAAACCAAAGAAUUUGUUUAUGAAGCAAAGAUGCAAAUUCAAGAGCGAAUGAAGGGAUUGGGUCUUCCAUUACAUCAAUUAUCUGCAAAAUCUGAUAAAUUCAACGAAACGGUAUUAAGGCCAGAUGAAGCUAUUGCAUUUGCACAAUUACACAUGGAAAAAGUACAGCGACUUAAUGAGAUGAAAACGAAAUUGGCUAAAAGCCUUUCUAACGUGAAUGUGAAGACUCCAUCACUUGUUCUUGAGUCUAUGGCUUCUGAUAAUAAAUGGGGUAUACUUUCUGAACAACAAUCGAAAUUGAAGCCUGUCAAAAAGGAAGAAGCGAAUUUUGAGGAGAAAAAUGCACAAACAACGCCCAUUUUGAAGAAAACUAUCGAGGCUGAGCCUGAUUCAAGUACUGGACCUGUUGUUGAUUUUCAGGAUCCUCGUCUUUAUCUAAAACCGGCAUUGCGUAAACGACGUCAUUUUGACUUUAAACAGCCUGGUGAAUAUGAAAAAAUGGCCAAAAUGCAGCGAUCUAAAGCUAAGCUUGAAAAGCUUCAGUCAGAAAUUGAAAAGGCGGCCAAGCAGACUGGCAUUUCUUCGGCUGUCAAAUUGGCUAUUGUUACGCCGAGUGGAUUGCCUGAAACGAGUACUGGUGAAUAUAUUCCUGAAGUUGAAUGGUGGGAUGAGGUUGUUCUAGGAAACGGAAAAAGAUAUGAAAACAUUCCCUCAGUUGUGGAUAUUGCUCCAUUGGAUCGAUAUGCUGACACAAUCACCGAUUUAGUUGAACAUCCUAUACAAUUGAAGCCACCUGACGAACCUGUCCAACCUCAAUACCUAAAGGCAAGUUUAACGAAGAAGGAACGAAAAAAAUUGCGCCGUCAAAAUCGUCGAGAAGCCAUAAAAGAAAAAACUGAAAAAAUUCGACUAGGACUUGACAAACCUCCAGAACCAAAAUUAAAAAUAAGCAACCUUAUGCGCGUCCUAGGGACUGAUGCUAUUCAAGAUCCAACAAAAAUGGAGGCAGUUGUUCGAAAACAAAUGGCUGAACGAGAACAAAAGCAUAUUGAUGAAAAUCGAAGUAGAAAAUUGACUCGUGAAGAAAAGGCUUCAAAGGCUAUUAGGAAAGUGGCAGAAGACACAUCUUUAGCUGUACAUGUUGCUGUCUACAAAGUUAAAUCCUUAGCAAACCCAGCAAAGAAAUUUAAAGUAUUAAUGAAUGCAAAACAAUUACAAAUGACUGGUACAAUUAUACAACUUGAAGAUAUUAAUGUUAUUAUUGUUGAAGGAGGUCCAAAACAACAAAAAUUUUAUAAAAAUUUAAUGCUCAAUCGAAUAAAAUGGAGUGAAGAAAUUGCUGGACAAAGGCAUGUACGUAAAGGGGCGCAAUUGGACGAGGAUUCUCAACAAAAUAAUCAAGGAAAAUUGAAUGAGUGUACAUUGGUUUGGGAAGGAAUUGUACAAAAACGAGCAUUUAAUGGAGAGCCGCGUUUUAUACAAGUUAGUAAUCACAAACAAGCUAGAGAAGUUCUUGAUAAAUACGGAGUAGCUCAUUAUUGGGAUCUUUGUUAUGCAACUUCAGUUUUACUUUCUGAUGAUAAAUAA
This is a messenger RNA of Meloidogyne enterolobii, 1760 nucleotides long. The record is from the annotation of a GenBank genome assembly. NCBI's taxonomy places the organism in Eukaryota, Metazoa, Nematoda, Chromadorea, Rhabditida, Meloidogynidae.